GAGUACAUUUUUUUUCAGAUUAAUGACAGCCGGAUCCCCUGGGUUUUUUAAUGUGCUCCUCUGGCCAACCCCCUUUUCAAAAGUCCUAGACCCGUCCCUAGUGAAAGGUAUCGUAGGUUUAACAUUUCCCCCUGUCCUAUGUAUGGGGACCUAAUACGGAAAUUAUAUAAAAAAUAUUGUAUUGUAUAUGGUAUUUGCAACAAGUAAUUAAGCAUACUCUUUUGGCCAACUGUCUUUUAAUAGUUGAACAUUGCUACAUGUACCUGGUUGUUAGGGCCUACGUCCUUGUCACCAUAUCUCUCUCCUUGGUAUACAAAAAAAAAUCCUAUUUAUUAUCGAAGACAACUGCCAAGACUAAUUGGCCAGUAGGACAACUUAUCAAGAUAUAUUAGUAAUGGAAAAUUGGAAUAAGAAACUUAUUACAGCUGCUCGGUAUGGAAAUGUAAAAGAUCUGAAAAUAUGCCUAGAGAAUAAAGCAGAAAUUGAUUAUCAAGAUGAGUAUGGAGAGACAGCAUUAAUGUAUGCUGCCGAGAGAGGACACCUGGAGGUCUGUAGACUUCUCAUUGAUACAGGAUGUAAGAUCGACAACACAGAUGAGGAUGGAUGGACAGCAUUAAUGUUUGCUGCCAGUAGAGGACACCUGGAGGUCUGUAGACUUCUCAUUGAUACAGGAUGUAAGAUCGACACCACAGCAAGAGACGGAGAAACAGCUUUACACCUGGCUGCUCAGUCUGGACAUCUUCAGGUCACAAGAUAUCUUGUAGAACAAGGAGGUAUCAGUCCCUUGGUUACAACACCUGAGGGUGAAACUCCAUAUGAUCUUGCAGCAUCAAACCUGAAGGAAUAUCCAGAUAUGUAUAAAAGUAACAAAAAAGUAAUGGAAUACUUGCAGAUAGUCAUGUCAGAGAAAUCCUCAAGUACUGCUGGACCAAGGAUGGAAGAUUCUGUCAGAUCUGCCAUGUUAAACAAAUUGCUUGGCAGUGGAAGCUAUGAAUCAUUUGACAUGCGCUGCAUGGUUACCGGGCAAUUCGCAGUUGGGAAAUCAAGUCUGGUCAAGCUUUUAGUAGGGGAUAAUGUUCCAGAAGGGAGACGUCCCACUGAUGGCAUUUCCCUCGUAGAAGGUCGCUGUGGACUUGAUAUUGAGACCAGAAAUUGGAUCAUGAUUGAUCCAGCAACUUACAAUGCCUUGGAUGUUGUAUACAAUAAAGUGUUAAUGACCUCCGUAGAAGAAGAUGAAAGUAAACAAACAAAAACACCAGGAAAACAUGAAUCUGAUGCCAAACCUGUUGAUAGUCAAAAUAAAGAAGAUAAUCGUUCUCAGAAGUCAGAAGUUACCAAGUCAACAGCUUCCCCUGUGAACCUCUCGGGUGAACCCUCUACACAGCCACAAGCAGCCCAAUCUUUCUCACCACAGAUGUCCUCUGGUGAGUCUAAAAAACAGCAAAUGAAGAAGAAAAUGACAACCAAAAUGACCAAAAAUGAAAUACGAAAGAGAAUGGAAAAAGUCCUCAAAAGUGGGAAAUAUAAGAUGAAAGUUGGCAGACUCAUCUUCUGGGACUUUGGUGGACAGUAUGUCUAUUAUACAACGCACCAGACAUUUAUGACUUUCAGGGCUUUGUUUCUAGUAGUUUUUGACGGAAGUAAAGGAUUGAAUGAAGUAGUCCCUGAUGUACUGUGUUUUCCUGGGCAGCACAUGACACCAACCCCAGCAGUCUUCUUACUGCACUGGGUAAACUCAAUCCUAACCUAUUGUAAAGUGGUGUAUGCUGGCAUCCCUAAGAUCUUGUUUGUUGCCACCCAUAAGGACAAGGUACCAGUGGAGGAUGUGGAGACCAGACGUGCACUAUUGUACGGUGAAGUAGAGGAAUUGUUUAAGGACCAUGAGGGACGAAAUCAUCUUGUUCUUGACAAACAAAUAUUUGUCAAUGCAACUGAUAAAGAUGAUCUAGAAAUUGAAGCCCUGAAGAAAGCCAUCACAGAGCUUACUUUCGACCAUCCGUGUUGGGGGGAGAAGAUGCCAAAUGCCUGGGUCCCCCUUGAACUGGAGAUGGCUGAGUUGGUUGCUGCUGGAAAACAAAUCCUGUCAUUGGAAGAAUGUGAAGAAUUAAAUGCAGUCAGCACGGUGUCAGUUCUGGAUUUAGAACAACUUCAUGAUUUCCUUCAUUUCCAGCACUCCCUGGGGAAGAUCAUCUACUUUGAUACCCAGCAGCUCAGAGAUUAUGUCAUAAUCAACCCACUACUCAUGGUGGAGGUUAUGAGGUCCUUUGUGACAGACAAAUUAUUUUGGCCAAAGAAAAGAAGAAUGCAGGAAAUUUUCAGGAGAAUGUCAGACAGUGGGAUAAUAUGCAGAGGAGACCUGUACAACAUUUGGGAACAAAAGGACUUCCGGGCAAUCCUUCCAUACAGGGAGUUUAUAUUCAACAUCCUCAUUCAUUUAGACAUUCUUGCAGAGCAACGUAGGUAUGAUACAGCGACAGGAAGUCGGUUACCAGUAGAGAACUUCUUUGUUCCCUGUAUGGUCACAGAAAGAAAUACCACCAGCUUCAUGGACAAAGAAUGUACACCUGGGAGAGCAAUAUGUUUAGCGUUUGUUUUUAAAGGGACUGUCAUACCACCAGCUUUGCCCAAUCGUCUGAUCAGUGCAUGUCUGAGCAUGUGGACUUUGAAGCAGUAUGAAGGGAGAAAGCUCCUCUUUUCAGGAUUUAUUGUAGUAUCAUUUGACAAGGCACAUGAUAUUGUAGUAUGCGUUGAAGGCAACAAGAUUAUUCUAUAUGUAGUCCAUAAAACCUCUGCUGGACUUAUAGUACCAGAUAUAGCCACUGGAGUUAAGGAAUGCUUGGUUAUUACAAUGGAAAGAAUUUCAGACUUUUAUCAGUCCACGAUCCAUGAAAAACGCAGCCAACAAUUACCUUUCCAUAUUGAAUAUUCAUGUUCCAAGUUAAAAUGCUUCAUCAGUGAAGAAGAAGCUUUGCAGACAAAUGAAUGGGUUUGUGACGAGCAUAACCUAACACAUAGAGCAGGAAACUACACUGUUUGGAACCAAGAUAAGAAGAAGGAACAAUGUGAGGAGAAUUGUCCAGGUCUUAGUGAUGAUGCUUUGAACAACAGACCAAGUGAUAUUGAAUUGUUGCGUUUUUCAAACAACUGUUCUCCAAGCCAAAUGGAUGAAUUAGUAGUACAUCUAGAUAUGUUUGAGAAAUCAGAAAAGAUAAAAAAAAAUUAUCCAACAGAUACAGAGGUUGCAAGUUUUUUGGUAUUAGCAAAAUGGAAAGAGAUAAAACAUGAGUGCAAUUUCAAAGCCUUGGCAGAAGCUCUGAGCAAAAUGGAUAUAUCAACACAUGCUUUGUGCCAAGUAAGAAGAGUCAAAAUAGCAGAAACAGACAUUCCUUUAGAUUAUCUAGAUUGUAUUCCAACAGAUGAGGUUUUGGAUGCAUUAUCAUCACGAAUUGGUCAGGUAUACUUUCAACUUGGUACUGAAGUUGGACUCUCUAUUGCAAACUUGGAAAAUAUUCAGACCAAUGUUCCAAGAGACUUAGAAGCUCAGAAUCGGGAAGUCUUGUUCAAAUGGAGAGAAGACCGAACAGUAACACCUACAAUAAGGGUCCUUGUACAGGCACUAGUAAACAUUGGGAGGGGAGCAUAUUGUUUACAGGAAAUUCUUGAGAAUGUGGAUCUUAAUACCCUCAGACUCUUUGAAGAAGAAAGAGAUAAAGAUAAAGGAGCAAUUAGCAAGAAACAUCAAAGUCGGCAAAAUAUGUCAAAAACAUGUCAAAUUUCUUGAAAUGAGGCACCAGAACAACUAUGUAAUGUGAAGGAAAAGUAAUGAUAGACAAUAACUGAGGUGAAAGCUAUCAAGUUAAAUCAAAACUCAUUAUUUUGAGAUGUAUUAUUGUAAAGAUUUUGAACUUUAAACACACAUCUUAAUCCUCACCGUGGCAGGAACAAUUUCUUUGCAGUGUAGCAAUUUUUUGCAGUUCUUUUAGAUAAGAAGACUACAUACAUCUUGUUUUAUGUAACAUUAACUACUUUUAGUUUCAACUUUGUUUUUCAAUCUAAUCAGCUGUUUUGGUCGAAAGUUAUCGCGGAAAUAGAGACAUAGGGAUUGCUUUUCCAGUGUAAUGACAACAGUGUUUACAAUUGCUAAGUUUUCUGCUUUAGUUAUUUUGAAAGGAACUACUUGUAAUAGAUCAGUGAUAUUUUAUAUGAAGUUGCAUUACUAUCAAAACGUAUCAGAUUGAUGACUAUUUCGAAACCCUGCUCCCUAAGUAAUGGUCCAGUGACUUUAAGUUAAUAACCAAUUUUGAAUGUUAAGUUUUCUGCUUAAGUUAGUUUGAUAGGAACUAUAAACUACUUGUCAUAGAUCAAUGAUGUUUUCUAUAAAGUUGCAUUACUAUCAGUACAUAUCAGUUUGAUGACUUUUUCGUCUCCCUGCCUCUGUAUAUCAUGGUCCUGUGACUUUCAAUUAAUUACCAAUUUUCAAUGUUAAGUUUUCUGCUUGACAGCUUCAGUCAGUUUGAUAGAAACUACUCACAAUACACAACAAUAUAUUCGAUAAAGUUACAUCACUGUCUGUACAUCUCAGUUUGUUGACCAUUUCCAGGCCCUGCCAACUAGUUCAUGGUCCAGCUUCUUUUAUUUAAUUAACAAUGUUGCUGUCCAUCAGAUUGGUUUUUUUUCUGAAUUUUAUGCCAACAGGCGAGACAUAUCUCUGUGUCAACAGUUUCUUUUAAAUGUUCAGCUCUGAUACACUAUAAUAAAUCAGCAAAAGGAGGACUACUUAUCACUUUCAGGUACUCCAAUAUGACCAUUUAUUAAGUAAGACAACAAACUACCCAGCAACAGUUGAUGUAUUUACAGUGUUUACUUUAGACCGUUAUACAGAAUGUGUAGUUUUACAUUACAAAAUGACUACCCUUUUAGAUAUUUUUGUUUUUUUCAAAGAUUCAAAUUUGAAAGGUUUGUGCUGUAUGCUCAGAUUCAGAUAAAGAUAAUUGGUUAAGUGUACUUGUUUAAAGGUCUCCCCUCAUAUAGGACACCAUAAAAAAUGUAAAUUAUAUAUUAUCACCAUUAUAAGAACAUAUUAUUAUUCUCAAACAAGUUAUUUUUUUCAUAGUAUAAAAGUGUUAUUGUAUAUUUGUCAUGUAUAGUAUUACACAUUUUAUAAAGAGUUUUGUAAUUAUCAUGUAUAGUAUUACAAAAAUUUAUAAAGAGUUUUGUAAUAAAAAUUAUCAACAUGUGAA
Molecule: messenger RNA, 5240 nt
Organism: Mytilus californianus (California mussel)
Lineage: Eukaryota; Metazoa; Mollusca; Bivalvia; Mytilida; Mytilidae
Exons: 17
Coding region: 395-3781 (1128 amino acids)
Biological process (GO): signal transduction
Cellular component (GO): cytoplasm; nucleus
Molecular function (GO): protein binding
Source: RefSeq, a predicted model, not a curated record